Messenger RNA from Oncorhynchus tshawytscha (Chinook salmon), 3491 nucleotides. RefSeq names its product fibroblast growth factor 6. Gene Ontology annotation, molecular function: fibroblast growth factor receptor binding; growth factor activity. Gene Ontology annotation, biological process: positive regulation of protein phosphorylation; animal organ morphogenesis; fibroblast growth factor receptor signaling pathway. NCBI's taxonomy places the organism in Eukaryota, Metazoa, Chordata, Actinopteri, Salmoniformes, Salmonidae. The coding region runs from base 744 to 1334 and encodes 196 amino acids. Gene Ontology annotation, cellular component: cytoplasm. The record is from RefSeq and is a predicted model, not a curated record. The transcript is spliced from 3 exons.
GGCUAUGAGAGACGUUUCGGGGUAACCGAAUUGCGCACUAGGCCUAGCCUUAAUAAACAAGCAGCAUAGGAUGUGGCCUGCAAGGGUGCCAUUGCUCUCCGGUGACAAGUGGACUGUUUUUACACCUUCCUUCUAAAUAAGGAAGCAGCCUGUCAGACAUAUGACCACCGACCCAAUUUGGGAGCUGCCAAAGAGUCCACCAUGUCCCGCAGUUGCUUAACGCCACCCAAUGAGGUCUCUCCCUUCCUUGGUUUCACGGGCGCUGUGACAGUGUUCCGUUGAACUCUCCACAGACAAGGCACUGCAGUUCAGCGACUCUUUUCUUGCUUGCUCGCAACUUCACUCUCUCCAUCCUCGGCCCUUGUAUUGUUCGACAGGGCAGCAAUGAAGUCAGCAUGACGUCAUCUAGAUAUGCGAUAGCCUGGCAAGGUGAAACAGAGUUUUGGUGAGUGGUUUUCUCCACGGCCUGCGUUGCCUACAGAGAGAGAGAGGCGCGGAGCUGCAAAACAUGGUAAUCAUCACCGCCACCACCUCAAGCUCUGCCGCGCACUCUCCUAUUUCUACCCCUCUGCACCGGGGCUCUCGUUUCAUACCCAGAGUUCAGACUUGCGUUCCAAAAAUAAUCCACUGCCAGCAUGCCGAAGGAAGAAAAACAAGAAGAGUGGUAUUUUUAGGGCCAUUAAUUUUGACCACGUGCCCCGAAGGUAAACCGGAAGGCCAUUGCGCAAAGGCUCCUCAUCAGUAUGUCCUACGAGGCCAGCACGCACUGGACGUUGACUGCGAUUGUUCUCUUGGGGUACCUAGUCGGGAUUGUGUCAUCAUAUCCUAUUCCAAGCAGGACAAAUGCAACUUUAUUGGAGAAAAGAUGGGAGACCCUCUUCUCCCGCUCCAUUCUGGGCAUCUCGGGGGAGAGAUCGGACCUGAACUGGGAGAGUGACUAUUUGCUAGGUAUCAAAAGAGUGCGGAGGCUCUACUGCAACGUGGGCAUCGGGUUUCACCUCCAGGUCCUCCCAGACGGCAGGAUAAAUGGUGUACAUAAUGAAAACCAGUACAGUCUAUUAGAGAUAUCAACGGUAGAGCGAGGAGUGGUUAGCUUGUAUGGUGUGAGAAGUGAGCUGUUUGUCGCAAUGAAUGGCCGAGGAAGGUUAUACGGAACGACAGUCUUCCAUGAUGAGUGCAAGUUCAGAGAGAGCAUGCUGCCAAACAACUACAAUGCCUAUGAGUCUUCCGUUUACAGAGGCUCCUACAUUGCUCUCAGCAAGCAUGGCCGUCUGAAGAGAGGCAAAAAGGCCACCACUGCCAUGACUGUGACACACUUCCUCCCCCGAAUAUGAGCAAAACUGGCAAUAACUCACUUAUUUGCACAUGUGGAUUGUUGUCCAGGUAACAUUAUACUGUAUACACCAAUACAAAUGGACUGAAAAAGAAAGAAAUACCACUAUAUGAUAGUAUUUAUUCAGUCUUUAUAUGUAUAUUUCGGUAGCUUACUUUGUAUUAGAACUUACGGAUAUGCCAUUAAUUGCUGCUUAUUGUUUUAUCAGUAUUAUAUAAGGGCUGGAGAAGCUUCAUCUGUCCCCUUCACUUUGAAUGGGUGCUUGCCAUACAUAAAUGGUGGAGACCUUGCCCUGUCAGUAGAUGACAGCUCAUCUCAGCAUCUAGAAGUGAAAUGGAUACUUUUUUAUUACCUCAAAGCGCCAUUUCCCGAAUGAAAUAAUGUGUGCAUGAUAUUUCUACUGAGAAGAAUGCCUGUUUACUUUGAACUUUUGUCAUUAUCCAUCAAGAACUAAAAAUGUUCCAUCAUCUGUGUCAACAUUAUAUCAUUGUCUAGUAAGGGCAACUAGAGCACUCACCAAAUAUUUGUUUCCUUGCUUUGUGAUGAGGGGGUGGUUGCCUUUGAUUCCUACUUGUGGCUCCUUCCCAUGCAUGUGAGAAACGCUCCCCUCAGUCAGAAAUAGGGAUGACACGCAAGUCAUCACUCCCUCAGUGACUCCGGGGGGCUUUAGCCCAAUUCCUAGAGGGCCAAAAGUAUCUUCAGUUUAUUUUCUUUCCAAAUUUAGAUCAGUUAAGUAAUUGAGACUGUGUUGGACAGGCCGGGCCCCUCAGGAGCUCACAGCCAUUGAUGUGGGAAGCUAGAACUGGAGACCCACCAUGCUAGGAGAACUUUGACAAUCCUGUUUUUUAUGAGGCUAGAGGGUUUUAUGAGGCUGAGUGUGAAAUGGCUGGAUGUUUAGACCAGAUUGAAAUGUGUGUGUGUCUGGUCUGGACUAACUGGGAGACUGCUGUAUCGAUCGAUCAAACAGUUUGAUUCGUUUUUUAAACUGAUGAGGGUUGAAACCUUAACUUAUCUGCCGGUUUGAAAAAAAAGUUAGCACUUUUACAGUAUCUCCAUUUCUGCAGUAAAUGUUGAGCUGCAUAAAUAGUGCUUGUUUUCACGUUCACUCUGUAAAUGAGGAUCUGCUACAUUAAUUAGAAAAAUAUGUAAAUAUUCCUAUUACAUUUUUUGAGAAGGGAUCAUUAUUUCACGCAAUUAAGAUGUGUUAACAACAUUUCAGGUAUCACAAUCUGGCUAUUAUGUCUAAUAUCUGAUAUUUAGAUAAUAAUAGGGAUUGUACUCAUAUGUACCUGUUUCUCUCUUUUAUUGUUUAAACUGGUAUUAAGUUGUAAGAUCUUGUGUGGAAGAAAAACAGAAGCAAUGCCUCAAAGCAAUUCACCAAAGGCUUACAGUAGUGAUGUUUGAAGUCAAUGCUUGCUUGCUCUCCUCCUCGAAUACUGUACCUGAGUAGACACCCCUUGGCCAGUUGACACUGUAAAACCCUUUGUUCAACAACAGUCUUGAGAUUCCAGAAGUAUCCUUCCUCUCCCACCCAAAGCCAUUUUAGUACAAGGUCAGAGUCAUAGACCUCUUUCACUGUGUCUAAGCACAUGGUGUUCAGGUUCACCAGUAUCACUUUGCCCCUUUGACGCCUCUUUGCCCUACGUUCGCUCCGUUAUUCCUUUAUUUAUUUAUGAAUGGUGUGUAGCUCAAUGAAAACCUUGCAUGAAUGACAUAAGGUGAUUUUUAGUUGUAAGUGGUUUGAUUCUGUAUCUCUCUGACUGGUCGCCAAUGAGCAUGGAUUUAUUGGGAAUGGAGUGGCAUAAUCUGAUUUAAAGAUUUACCUUUGGCUAUUACAAUGCUAUAAGUAUGUUUGGUGUGUCUGAGUAAAAUACACAGGAAAGGUCAUCUUUGACCUCUUUUACCAAACUUUAACUUUACGCCUGUUAAAUUCUACUUCCAACACAGCAUUGGUAGCCCACUGUAAAAUGGAUGUGAGUUGGUACUUACCCUCACACAAGUACUUACAGUAGUAAGAAGAGACAGGCUGAGGCUUGAUGCAGUGUCUGGUUGUGAUGGAACACAGGAAGCAUCGGUGUCAAAUCAAAUCAAAUUUGAUUGGUCACAUACACGUGUUUCCAGAUGUUAUUGUGGGUGUAGCGAAAUGCUUGUGCUUCUA